GCUGGGCAAUGGUGGCCGGAGCUCCCAUUAGGAUGGGCUUUCUCUGGGGCCUGGCUCUGCCCCUUUUCUUCUGCUGGGAGGCUGGGGUCCCCGGGAGCUCUGCAGGCCCCAGCACCAGCAGACCAGAUCAUUUGGUGGCAACAAACCAUGUAGAAGUGCCUGCCAUGACUCCAGGGAUCAUGACAAAUUCACAGGGAGCCUUCCAGACCACUGACUUCGUUGAGACCUCUGUGCAAAGCCACAUCCCUUUGGAAACUCAAACCCUGAGCACCCAGACCUUUGAUAGAACCUCAAUCAUGGCUAGCACCAUUUCAGAAGCAGAGGUCAGGAAAACCAAGACCAUUUUUAUGCCAAUAGAGACCAGGGCCUUCACAAAAAUGAUACCUUCCAAACUCAUGGUUGUGAUCACCACUCCUGUGGAGGCAUCAGCCACAAGUGGCAGCCCCACGGGAACUGGAAUGACCACAGUUCAGACUGUUACAGGCACUGAUCCUGUGAAGUCUGUCCUUGGCACCCUUUGUACAUAUGACAGUUCAGAAGAGGCAAAGAGGAUUGUAAUUAACAUCUUGACAUUGGCUCACACCUCUGCGGAAGCCAAGGCCCUGGCCUUGGAGAGCAGUGCCUUCUCUGACAGCUCAGAUCUGGCCAUCACCACCUCACAGGCCCUGGCAUCUGACACCACUGCUCCGGCUAGAACCAUGCUCGCCUACACCAUCACCAACACCGAGGUUAUCAACUGCAGUGUUACAGAAAUAGAAACAACUGCCACCACUCCCAGGACCUCGGACAUAGAUCAUGACCCUACAGGAGGAAAGGCCCUGUCUCCCUCUGAGGUGUCAGCUUUGCUUGAUUCCACUGAAGCAGAAUCAGACUCCACGGAGACCAUGACAUCUGCUGAGACCUUGUCAGAAGCCAGAGCCACAGAACCAGCCAUGCCUGAUACCACAGUUGAGACCCCACUACCUGCUAAUAGCACCAUAGAAGGAGAAACCACAGCAGCCAAGACCACCGUACCCCACACAACUUUGGUGACAGUCAACACGAACCCCUUGGAGGAAAUUACAUCCCUCUCUGUUGAGACAAGCCACACCGAGGUCUCAGUUACAAUCUCCACAGGGGCUAGGUCAACAAUGGGCAAAGUGGCUUCCCCUGCUGGGCUCUCAUCUAUGGCCUACAGCCACACCCAAGUAGCCACUAGCAAGAACUCCACCCCCUCAGAGACUUCAACCACAGACAGCACAACCAAUACAUCUGUCCCCAUUAGCAGGAGCCCCUUUCCUUCUGUUCUUCUGACUGUGGCCAACAGCAGCCCAGAGGCAAAUAACACCUUAGCCAAGACCACCGCCUUAGCAAAGACCUUGAAGACAGCCAGCAUGACUGGAGGGAAGCCCCCAACAGCCAUGCCCACCACUGCUCAGACAAGGUGGUCCACAGAAGUUACUGCAGGCAGAGGUGAUAGAAAAUAUUUCACUACCGGUGAAGCCGUGGCAUUGGCUGAACUGAAUGUUCUCACUGACGUCAGGCAGGGAGCCGCGAGCUUUGCAGGUGUUACCUAUUCUAACCCUUCAAAACCACCUUAUGCAGUGGGUAUUAUUGCUCCACCUGACAGGUGGGGAUGGAGGCUUUUUCCUUCUGCGACUGAGUGUGGCCUCCCCAGAAGACCUCACUGACCCUAGAGUGAUGGAGAGGCUGAUGCAGCAGGUGUCUCUGCUGCGUGUCAAGAGGGACUAAGGAAGACCAGCUGCAGCCAGGCAUGGCUGUGUGCUAAGGGGGCAGUGCUGCCAGCCUCUGGGUCCCCACAGACUGAGCCAUGUUACUGCGCUGAGAUGUACCUGGAAGAUUCCCAAGAGAUCAGAUGACCUAAGCCCUUAUCCCAGACAUGGCAGCGGGACCUUAACGCACAUAUGCCAGAGUGUGUGUGGGGGGGCAGGGGAGAGGUGUUCCAAAGAUGCUCUUGGACUUCCUUUGGCACAUGUGUUGUGUUUCAGUAAAGAGUGACUUGAUCACCCA
Molecule: messenger RNA, 2010 nt
Organism: Suricata suricatta (meerkat)
Lineage: Eukaryota; Metazoa; Chordata; Mammalia; Carnivora; Herpestidae
Gene: MUC20
Product: mucin 20, cell surface associated
Exons: 5
Coding region: 9-1670 (553 amino acids)
Biological process (GO): hepatocyte growth factor receptor signaling pathway
Source: RefSeq, a predicted model, not a curated record